AUGUUUGCCUGUGUAGAGUUCACAACUGGUUCCCCAGCAUUGAUGCGUGCUGGAUCAAGCAUCCUAUACAGAUCAAUUUCUGCAUCGAUAUUGUCUAGGCCAGAAGUCAGGACUGGCGAGGCCAACACAGCUCUCCUUACUGGGUCUCAGGAUAUUGGCAGUCAAUUGACACUAAGGAAGUUUCAUACUAGUGUUCUCAACAGGGACAUUGACACUGCUGCCAAAUGUAUUGGUGCUGGUGCUACUAUAGGAGGAGUGACUGGUUCUGGUGCUGAUAUUGGAACAGUCUUGGGGAGUCUAAUCAUUGGUUAUGCCAGAAAUCCUUCUCUGAAGCAGCAAUUAUUCUCGUAUGCUACUCUGGGAUUUGCCCUGUCUGCAGCCAUGGGUCUCUUCUGUCUGAUGGUUGCAUUCUUGAGCCUGUUUGCCAUGUGA
Molecule: messenger RNA, 432 nt
Organism: Hemicordylus capensis (graceful crag lizard)
Lineage: Eukaryota; Metazoa; Chordata; Lepidosauria; Squamata; Cordylidae
Product: ATP synthase F(0) complex subunit C3, mitochondrial-like
Exons: 1
Coding region: 1-432 (143 amino acids)
Biological process (GO): proton motive force-driven ATP synthesis; proton transmembrane transport
Molecular function (GO): proton transmembrane transporter activity
Source: RefSeq, a predicted model, not a curated record